Molecule: messenger RNA, 1170 nt
Organism: Spodoptera exigua (beet armyworm)
Lineage: Eukaryota; Metazoa; Arthropoda; Insecta; Lepidoptera; Noctuidae
Source: the annotation of a GenBank genome assembly
AUGAGCUCGGAAAACAUUAAUGAAAUUUUGGAUAGGUUAAUUGAACAAACUAAACCAAAUGAUACUUUCGUCACACCAGACCCAGUACUGGAUUCUGUCAAUUCUAGCCUUGAAAUACCACCAGGCAAUGAUUCCAAUAUUUAUUAUUUUAAGACUAUUGUGGCUCCACGGAUCAAUUUCAAAUCUAAUGGCGAGAUAAUAGAAAGUUCCCAACAGUCAAAUAUAAGUAGCCUUGAAGUCGAUAAAGAAACCGAACCAAGUACAGAAGAACAAUCUUUGCCACGAACAAGCAAAACAGUAAGAAAAGUCAUUGAAAUUGAACAUCAAAAACAAACUAUAUCAAGGAACCGAUACGGAGGUAACGCUGAACUCAGAUCUGGAAACGUGGAUAACUCAUUAGAAUAUUCAGUAAAGAAAGAAUCCUCGUCAGAUUAUAACGCGGCCAACAACAAUAUAAAUAGUCAACGUAAUGAUCAUUUAAACUUAUUACACCAAUACCCUGAGAUCAUAAUUGACCACAUUACUUACGACAACUAUGAACAAACUAAUAAUAAUAAUAGCAAGCCAGUGUCACCUUCACAUGAAUCACAACUUGCAUCAGAAAUGCCUCCAAAACCUGUUCCUAGAUCGCAGCAUAACAACUUAGAAGAAAACACUGAAACAGCAAACCAUGCCCCUUCGGAACAUUCUGGUACAAAUCAUAAUUUAACAUCCGAAAUAAAAAAUUUAAUAGAUACCAUUAUACAAAAGAAGAUAACGCAUAUUCCUGUCCUCAGACAAGACACGACAAACGAAACCCGUAAACAAAGCAAAAUUCUUGAAAAGAUUUUACAAAAGAUACCUGAAAUGAAAUUAGUAGGUCGUAGGGGCAAAGCCAACUACUUACGUCAGCGAGAACUAGUUCAGCCUCCACAGAUUGAUAAAUUUUCACGUUUUGGUAACCCGGCAGAUAAUUUAAUACAUAGGAAUGUAGGCAAUAGUUUUAUCAAAUCAUACUUGCGUGCGCCGCAUGUGAUUAAUAAAUGGGAAAUACACAGCCGCUUGUUGAAGACUUUGUUGUUGACGUGUAGGCCUAAUGGCCUCAACCAUAUUCGGCUCAUAGCUGAAUUGAUUGACAGGAUUAUAUCCAACAUCGGUUACCGAUCUGCAUGCUAUGAUUUAUUUAAGUAA